AUGGACACGUGGAGUUAUUCCUGCACCUGGACCGCAGCUUUGAUCUACUUUACUCUGUUGGGAUUUACGCACGGGCAGUUCUUUCCAGGAGGCUGUACGUUUGAGGAUUCUUACAGCAGCUGUGGCUACAGUGUAUCGCUGGGCACCAAUGGAUUUACCUGGGAACAAGUCAACUCAUGGGAGAAGACCACCAUGGACCCCGCCCUGCCCACUGGCUCGUACAUGGUGGUGAAUGCUUCGGGCCGUGCCUCUGGACAGAAGGCUCACCUGUACAUGCCCACGCUGAAAGAGAACGACACCCACUGCAUCGACUUCCUCUACUCGCUGUCCUCACGGGACGGGGCCAGUCCCGGAACACUCAACGUCUACGUUAAGGUGAACGGCGGAGCUCAGGGGAACCCCGUGUGGAACACCUCCGACACAGUCACUGAAGGAUGGGUCAAAGCUGAACUGGCCAUUUCCACAUUCUGGCCCAACUCGUACCAGGUGAUCUUCGAGGCGGUGUCGGUCCAAGGCCAUCCCGGGUUCAUCGGCGUUGACGAUAUCCGCGUUUUGGCUCACCCGUGCCGGAAAGCUCCACACUUUCUCCGUCUUCAGAAUGUGGAGGUGAACGUGGGCCAGAACGCCACAUUUCAGUGCACGGCAGGAGGGAAGUGGUCUCAGAACGACAAGCUCUGGGUUCAGCAGUGGAACGGUAAAGACAGCGCUCUGAUGGUGACCAGAGUGGUGAACCAUCGGCGUUUCUCAGCCACGGUCAGCGUUGGAGACACAUCCCAGAGAAGCACCAGCAGAUACAGAUGCGUGAUCCGCUCGGAUGGAGGCUCCGGAGUGUCCAACUAUGCAGACCUCAUCGUCAAAGCUCCUCCCACUCCCAUCGCCCCUCCCGAGCUGCUGGCUGUCGGCGCCACCUACCUGUGGAUCAAACCCAACGCCAACAGUAUCAUUGGAGACGGGCCCAUCAUCCUGAAGGAGGUGGAGUACCGCACUACGUCAGGAAAUUGGGCCGAGACUCACGUGGUGGACGCUCCCACCUACAAACUGUGGCACUUGGACCCUGACGUGGAAUAUGAGAUUAAAGUGCUGCUGUCCCGACCCGGAGAGGGAGGGACAGGACCCCCCGGACCACCUCUUGUCACCAGGACCAAGUGUGCAGAUCCAGUGCACGGGCCACAGAACGUGAACGUGGUGGAUGUGAGAGCUCGUCAGCUGACCGUCCAGUGGGAGACGUUUGGAUAUGCAGUGACUCGCUGUCAUAGCUACAAUCUUACAGUGCAGUACCAGUACGUCUUCAACCAGCAGGAGUUUGCGGCGGAGGAGUUGAUCCAGACCUCGUCCCAUUACACCCUGAGAGGUUUACGGCCUUUUGUGACAGUCAGGCUGCGGCUGGUCCUAGCAAAUCCUGAGGGCAGCAAGGAGAGCGAGGAGAUUGUCAAGCAAACAGAGGAAGAUGUUCCCGGCUCGGUGCCCAUGGAGUCUCUUCAGAAUACAGCGUACGAGGACAAGAUCUUUCUCCAGUGGAAAGCUCCUAACGAGACCAAUGGAGCCAUCACUCUGUAUGAGAUCACAUACAAGGCCCUGAGCUCGUGGGAUCCCAGCGCUGACCUGAGCACUCAGAGAGGACGAGUCUUUAAACUCCAAAAUGAAACUCAGCACCUGUUUACGGGACUGUUUCCUGGGACCACCUACUUUUUCACCCUCAAAGCCUCCACCAACAAAGGCUUUGGCCCCCCAGUCACCUCCAGGAUCACCACCAAGAUUGCAGCUCCCAUGAUGCCAGAGUACGAGUCUGAAACAGCGCUGAACGAAACCGAGACGACCAUCACCAUUUUGCUGAAACCCGCCCAGUCCAGAGGGGCCCCUAUCAGUUCAUAUCAGCUGGUGGUAAAGGAGCUGCGCAAAUCCAAAAGUCGACGGGCUGCGGAGGAGCCCCAGUGCUUCUUUGCUCCUAUCAGCUCCAAAAACGCCUCCAGAUUGGACUCUUCCUACUACAUGGCCGCCGAGCUACCGCCCUCCAGCCUCACAAUGGUGCAGCCUUUCACUGUUGGGGACAACAAGAGCUACGGAGGUUUCUUGAACCCGCCACUCUCUCCAGCCAAGAGCUACAGCAUCUACUUUCAGGCCGUUAGCCGUUCAAAUGGGGAAACCAAAAUCAACUGUGUCCGCCUGGCCAACAAAGGAGCCGUGAUUCAAGACUCGGACGCCAUGGAGCCGGAGAAACAGGUGGACAGCACGGUGAAGAUGGCAGGGGUCAUUGCCGGGAUCCUCAUGUUCAUCAUCAUCCUGCUCGGACUGCUGCUCGCCUUCAAACGCAGCUCCUGCUUCAGAAGACAUGCUUAUUCCUACUCUUAUUAUCUGAAGUUGGCGAAAAAGCAGAAAGAGACGGCCAGCAGCUCAACACAACAGAGAGAGAUGGGUCCAGUGACCACAGCUGAUAAAAGCACCACAAAAGUCAGUACUCUGCACAAAGACGACCCCUUCUCCACCUCCAACCAGGAACUCAACGGGUUUGCCUCUCCCUCAUCCUGCAGCUUCUCAGUCCAAGGAAACAAGACGCUCCAGAGCAAGUCCCUCAUCAACUCUUACUACUCAGUGUCUAAAGAGCCUGUCCCAGCCACUACUUCUAUUGACAGCAGCCAGGCGUCUAUGUCCCAGCCCUCCCUGACCCUGCAGAGCUUCCCCUAUGCAGGAUGUGAGUCUGUGGAGCUGUCCUACCAGAGCGGUCAGUUCCAGUCGGGCCACAUACCUCCAGCCAUCCGAGUGGCAGACCUCCUCCAGCACAUCACACAGAUGAAGUGUGGCCAGGGCUAUGGAUUCAAGGAGGAGUAUGAGGCCCUGGCGGAGGGACAGGCGGCCCCAUGGGACACUGCCAAGAAGGACGAGAACCGCAACAAGAAUCGUUACGGAAACAUCAUCGCUUACGACCACACCAGAGUGCGCCUGCCACAGCUGGAGGGGGAGCCACACUCGGACUACAUCAACGCCAACUACAUCGACGGGUACCAUAGACCCAGACAUUACAUCGCCUCACAAGGGCCCAUGCAGGAGACCGUGAGGGACUUCUGGAGGAUGGUUUGGCAAGAGAACUCCGCCUCCAUCGUCAUGGUAACCAACCUGGUGGAGGUGGGACGGGUCAAAUGUGUGCGCUACUGGCCUGAUGAGACAGAGGUGUACGGCGACAUUAAAGUCACCCUCAUUGAGACAGAACCAUUGGCUGAAUACGUCAUACGCACCUUCUCUGUACAAAAGAAAGGCCACCACGAGAUCCGGGAGCUGCGACAGUUCCACUUCACCAGUUGGCCCGAUCAUGGCGUUCCCUGUUACGCCACUGGGCUGCUGGGAUUCAUCCGACAAGUCAAGUUCUUGAACCCUCCGGACGCUGGUCCCAUAGUGGUCCACUGCAGUGCUGGCGCGGGGCGAACAGGCUGCUUCAUUGCGGUGGACAUUAUGCUGGACAUGGCAGAGAACGAAGGCGUUGUGGAUAUUUUUAACUGCAUUCGAGAGUUGAGGUCACAGAGAGUCAACAUGGUCCAGACUGAGGAGCAGUAUGUAUUUGUUCAUGACGCCAUCUUGGAGGCCUGCCUCUGUGGAAACACCGCCAUCCCAGUGUGUGAGUUCAGAGCCGUUUACUACAACAUCAGCAGGAUAGACCCUCAGACCAACUCCAGUCAGAUCAAAGACGAGUUCCAGACGUUGAACAUAGUGACACCUCGAGUGCGCCCUGAGGACUGCAGUGUGGGUUUGUUACCAAGAAAUCACGAUAAAAACCGCAGUAUGGACGUCCUGUCCGCUGACCGCUGCCUGCCCUUCCUCAUAUCAGUGGACGGAGAGAGCUCCAACUACAUCAAUGCUGCUUUAAUGGAUAGCCAUAAGCAGCCCGCGGCCUUCAUUGUUACCCAGCAUCCUUUGCCCAACACGAUGGCUGACUUUUGGAGGCUGGUGUUUGACUAUAACUGCUCGUCUAUUGUGAUGUUGAAUGAGAUGGAUGCAGCUCAGUUGUGUAUGCAGUACUGGCCCGAGAAAAGCUCGUGUUGCUAUGGACCGAUUCAGGUGGAGUUUAUUUCAGCCGACAUCGAUGAAGACAUCAUCAACCGCAUCUUCAGGAUCUGCAACAUGGCCAGGCCUCAGGAUGGGUACCGCCUGGUGCAGCACUUCCAGUUCAUUGGCUGGCCGGCCUACAGGGACACGCCCCUGUCCAAGCGCUCCAUCCUGCAGCUGGUGCGCAGACUGGCCAAGUGGCAGGAGCAGUACGAUGGAGGAGAUGGCCGCACGGUGGUGCACUGUCUCACUGGAGGAGGACGCUCUGGGACGUUCUGUGCGAUCUGCAGCAUCAGUGAGAUGAUCCAGCAGCAAAACAUUGUGGACGUGUUCCACACAGUCAAGACUCUGAGGAACAACAAGACGCACAUGGUGGAGACUCUGGAGCAGUACAAGUUCUGUUACGAAGUGGCCCUGGAGGCUCUCAGCUCCUUCUGA
This is a messenger RNA of Knipowitschia caucasica, 4473 nucleotides long. The record is from the annotation of a GenBank genome assembly. Lineage: Eukaryota; Metazoa; Chordata; Actinopteri; Gobiiformes; Gobiidae.